Messenger RNA from Hydractinia symbiolongicarpus, 737 nucleotides. RefSeq lists its product as uncharacterized. Gene Ontology annotation, molecular function: acyl binding; acyl carrier activity. Gene Ontology annotation, cellular component: mitochondrion. NCBI's taxonomy places the organism in Eukaryota, Metazoa, Cnidaria, Hydrozoa, Anthoathecata, Hydractiniidae. The transcript has 4 exons. The record is from RefSeq and is a predicted model, not a curated record. Gene Ontology annotation, biological process: fatty acid biosynthetic process. Bases 16 to 555 code for a protein of 179 amino acids.
CGGCAAAAUAGCAAAAUGCCGUUUUUUCAGGCGGGUCAAGUAUACAGGAAUUUCCAAAAUCAGUGCCAGUUGGCGAUUGCGCAAAAACCUUUUCGCGUGCUGACCAAAAUGGCGUCUCGAGGUGGACUGGCGUUGAGAAAUCUUGUGAGAUUUGCCGUAAGGACGAGAGCUCAUAAUGUCACUGCUCACGUCAUUCGCCCACAAAUGUUGUCAUCCAUUUCUGCUAGAUCACUAUAUGCUAUUUCCUCGCAUGUCAACCCCAAUAUCAUCGCACUGCAACGUUCAAGGCAGCGUUUUUUUGCAAGCGACCAGGGAAGUGAGACUAUUGAAGAGCAAACCAUGAAUGUUUUAAAAUUAUUUGAUAAAGUUGACCCGUCAAAGGUUACCUUAGAGGCACACUUCAUUAACGAUCUUGGUCUAGACAGUCUGGAUGUUGUAGAAGUUGUCAUGGCUUUUGAAGAUGAAUUUGGCAUCGAAAUAUCGGAUGAAGAGGCUGAAAAAAUAUUUACAGUGCAACAAGCAGUUGAUUUAAUCAAAGCCAAACUAGAUUCUUAAACAAUGUUGUUUUAGAAAAUCUUUUCCCCGAGAAUUAUUUUGAUUAUCAAGGUAUAAAAGUACGAACUUCAACGUGGAUGUCGUAAACGUGUGUUCCAACAUCUUAUUUUCGGAGACAAGUAUUUUUUUAGAUAUAUCGAUGUGUAUAUAUGUAUCACUGAAAUACAAUUUCAAUUCUGUAA